This is a messenger RNA of Empidonax traillii (willow flycatcher), 1534 nucleotides long. RefSeq names its product tektin 1 (gene TEKT1). The record is from RefSeq and is a predicted model, not a curated record. Gene Ontology annotation, cellular component: nucleus; microtubule cytoskeleton. Gene Ontology annotation, biological process: cilium movement involved in cell motility; cilium assembly. Bases 185 to 1393 code for a protein of 402 amino acids. The transcript has 8 exons. NCBI's taxonomy places the organism in Eukaryota, Metazoa, Chordata, Aves, Passeriformes, Tyrannidae.
CGGCGAGGGGGAGGUCGGUACUGUCCGUUCGCGCAGCCCGGGCGGCCACGGGGCCGUUUUUUUCUCCCCCUGUAAGGUCGGUGGAGGUUUUCGAUGUCAACGGUGACUUAAACCCCGAAAACCAUCUGAGAUUCCACAUUCCAAGAACUGACCUGCAUUAUAUCCAGAAACUUUCCAAAUAACAAUGGCCAGACUGCUGCAAGAUCCAUCUAAGUUCCAUCCCUCAGAAUGGGCUACUGCAAACAUGAUGCAGCGUGUCAGUACAGAGUCCCAGAAGUCCAGGUCGGAGUGCAUGAUAGCUGAGAGUUGGCGGCUGGUGGAUGAAAUAGAAAAGACAACGCAGAAAACCCAAAGUGAUGUCAACAAGAAAAUAGAACAGAGACGGGAAGAAAUAAAGUUCUGGAAGCAAGAACUAGAUAACAAGCUAGAACAAAUUGUUCAUGAGACAGAGGUACUGUUGACUUCCAAGAAUCGGCUGGAGAGAGCUUUGGAGAGCUGCAAAGAGCCACUUGUCAUUGCCCAAAAGUGUCUCCUGUACAGGCAGAGGCGAGUUGGAAUUGACUUGGUGCAUGAUGAAGUGGAACAGGAACUGGAGAAGGAAGCUGAAGUCCUCCAGGGGAUUAUUGCUUUGCUGGGACAUACACUGGAACAAACCAAUGAGCAAAUCAGACAAAACCGUUCAGCAAAAUACAACCUAGAAAUGGAUCUGAAGGACAAGUUUACAGCUCUGAUGAUUGAUGAUUACUGUGCUCGCUUGACAAAUGACACUCCUGAUAUGAUGUAUGCUGAUAAUGCAUUGAAAAUAGAAGGAAAUUUUGUUAGCCCUAAAGACUGGGUAGAUUUCUCAAACAUAAAUGUUGAAAAGGCUGACAAGCAGAGAAACAAUUCUUUGGCACUGAGGGCACUUAUUGAUGGCAUCCUGUCACAGACAGCAAAUGACAUGCGCAAGCACUGUGAGAUGGUGAAUGUUGCUUUCAGAAAUAGGGUGAGGGAAGUCAAGGAUGCCAAGCACAAGCUAGAGACACUUCUUGCAAUGGUGAUGGAUGAGACUGCCUCCCAGGAGAAGAACAUUGCAGCCUUAAAGAAAGCAAUUGCUGAUAAAGAAGGACCUGCUAAAGUGGCUCAAAGUCGCUUGGAAGCGAGAAGCCAUCGCCCCAAUGUGGAACUGUGUUAUGACAGAGUGCAAUGCAGCCUGAUGAGUGAAGUUCAAGAGAUUACCAAAAAUAUUCAAAGAUUAAAGGAUGCACUGGCACAGGCUGAGACAGAGCUGAAAGGUCUGAGCCGCCGACAGCUUUCCUUGGAGGAAGAGAUCAAGGUCAAGGAGAAUACACUGUAUAUUGAUGAAGUGCUGUGCAUGCAAAUGAGGGAGUCUGUUUACAUAAACAACUUCUGAAGCCAUCACACUGGAAAAUUGUGCUCCAAAGAACCAACGCCUGAUGAAAUUUCAUUUACAAACUUCCAAAUUUAUUCAUUUGGCUCAAUGUUGUCCUGGUUCUAGUUGUGGAAGAUAAUUAAAACAGACCUGGUACUUACA